Molecule: messenger RNA, 4270 nt
Organism: Larimichthys crocea (large yellow croaker)
Lineage: Eukaryota; Metazoa; Chordata; Actinopteri; Sciaenidae
Product: synaptotagmin-11-like
Exons: 4
Coding region: 371-1771 (466 amino acids)
Biological process (GO): vesicle fusion; calcium ion-regulated exocytosis of neurotransmitter
Cellular component (GO): axon; synapse; plasma membrane
Molecular function (GO): phosphatidylserine binding; calcium-dependent phospholipid binding; calcium ion binding
Source: RefSeq, a predicted model, not a curated record
UAACAUUGUUUUAGGACUGUGUGGUGCAGAGCAGAGGACUACAAACAUGGCGAACACGUCAGAGUGAGUCAUCCCCGCCACAGACGAUCUCUGUCCAGCCUCAUCGCGAGCUCCUCCGCGCAGCCUCCCUGCAUCCGAGCGCGAGCAUCACUGCGCGAGCAUCACUGCGCACCGACCGAGCCCGACCGAGACCGAGACCGAGCCCGAGACCGACCGAGCCCGAGCAUAUGAAGGCUUCGUCUCCCGGAGCAGCGGCGUGUUUUCGGUGAUCCCGGUCCUCGUGGCCGCUGUAUGGCUGUGAAGUGACGGGCUGGUCGGUGUCUCCGUGUCUCCGUGUCUCCUCCCGCCGCAUCCUGCCCUCAUCCACAAAAUGGCGGACAUCAUCGAGCUGGGACCCGCCUACGCCAUGUCUCCGGUCCUGGCGGGCUUCCUGGGAGCUGGUGUUCUGGUUCUGGUCGUCGUGGUUCUGGUGCUGCUGUGGUCCUUCUGUCAGCGCCGGUACCUGCGAAUCUCCGGACGCUACAAGCUGCAUGGCGACCGUUAUUGCGACGCCGAGGACCCACCCUACAAGUUCAUCCACAUGCUGAAGGGCAUCAGUAUUUACCCAGAAUCCCUCAGCAGCAGCAAGCGGAUCGUCCGCGGCAUCCGGCGAGCGGACCGCUCCGACCGCGACGGAGAGCGAGGCUGCCCCGCCACCACGGGGAGGGGCAUGGUGCUGGUGGACGCCGAGAACAACAUCCUGGACGUCCCGGGUCAGCUGCAGAUGAGUCACCUGGUCCCCCCCGCCGGGUCAGGCCCCGCCCACAGCCAGGCCCGGCUGGAGCGGGCGCUGCCCGUCCGCGCCGACUACUGCUGCCUGGACAGCAGCUCGGCCAGCAGCAGCCAGACCAGCAGCAAGACGGCGUCCCCGUUCACCCCCGCCUCAUCGGACCCGGAGCCGGAGCCCAGCCUGGGCGCCAUCAGCCUCACCGUCGACUACAACUUCCCCAAGAAGGCGCUGGUGGUGACCAUCGUCGGCGCCCGCGGCCUGCCCGCCAUGGACGAGCAGGCGGGCAGCUCGGACCCGUACGUGAAGAUGACAAUCCUGCCGGAGAAGAAGCAUCGCGUGAAGACCCGCGUGCUAAGGAAGACUCUGGACCCGCUAUUCGACGAGACCUUCACCUUCUAUGGCGUGGCCUACAGCUCGCUGCCCGAGCUCACCCUGCACUUCCUGGUCCUCAGCUUCGACCGCUUCGCCCGCGAUGACGUCAUCGGGGAGGCUGUGGUGCCGCUGAAAGGCGUGGACCCGAGCACGGGCCGGGUCCACCUGAGCCAGCAGAUCACAAAGAGGAAUAUGCAGUGUGAGACUCGUGGCGAGCUGCUGGCGUCUCUGUCCUACCAGCCGGUGUCUCAUCGUCUCAGCGUGGUCGUCCUGAAGGCUCGACACCUCCCGAAGAUGGACAUCACCGGCCUGUCAGCAAACCCGUACGUGAAGGUGAACGUCUUCUACGGACGCAAACGCAUCGCCAAGAAGAAAACCCACGUGAAGAAGUGCACGCUGAACCCGGUCUUCAACGAGUCCUUCAUCUACGACAUCCCGCCCGAGCUGCUGCCCGAGAUCUCCGUGGAGUUCCUGGUGGUCGACUUCGACCGGACCACCAAGAACGAGGUUCUGGGCCGCCUGCUGCUCGGCCUGCACAGCCCCGCCCCCUCCGGCGCCACCCACUGGAGGGAGGUGUGUGAAAACCCCCGCCGGCAGAUCUCCAAAUGGCACAACCUGAGCGAGUACUGAGGGAGCCAGCGGAGAGCACCGAGCAGCUGGGAAAGACUCAGUGUACAACACACACACACACACACACACACACACACACACACACACUCUGUUGUGAUCAUAGGUAAACACACACACACUCUGUCUGUUUUCUCUCUCGACCUCACGACAUUCGCAGUCCAAUAAAAAGCUGCAGCUUUUGUUUUUUUCAGCCGGUGAAAAGAAGAACGAGCUGUUUUUAAAAGAAACCAUGACAUCAUCGGACUGUUCCAUGACAUCAUCGGACUGUUCCAUGUGUGCGUGUUGACGGGGGAGGAAUGAUCCAAAAGAAAAAGAGUCCCCCCUCUUGCUGUUGUUGAUCAUCAUCGCAUGUCUGUCCACGAUCGACAGGAAGUCCGACGUGAUGAAAAUAUUCACUAACACUGCAUAUAAUAAACCAACGCUGAGUAUAUCCCAUAAUAACCCUCCGCAGGACCAGAGAAGAACCACCAGACUGCCUGUCUGUCUGCCCGUCUGUCUGCCCGUCUGUCUGUGUGAUGGCAGCAUGCUGCACAGAGGAAACGUUGAAUGAACGUUUAAACAACCCUGACCCUGGAGGAGGUGGACUGCAAAGGACUGUGGGUAACUGAGGCGGGUUCCAUCCGUGUUUGUCACGUGACGUUUUUAAGUUUCAGAAUCAGCUGUGGCAGCCGAUGACGUUUGUCUCCAUCGUGACUUCACCCUGAAACAUCAAGACGGACGUAAACAGGAAGUCCCUGUAGCACCACGAGCUAACACGACUGCUCUGUAAAUGUUUGGGGGAAAUAUGCUAAGUUAUGCUAAGCUAACUGUUAUUUACUCAUAUAGUUUCCAACCAUCAUUAUUAAAUUAUUCAAGUUCCAGCUCAGAUGUUAGCACGCUAACGUUAGCUUUGUCUGUUGGUUCAGUUAGCUACGCAACAGUUAGCCUGCAGUCAGCGGCUGUAAAUAUUUAUAAUCUGUACGUAACAACGGACUGAGCUGAUCACUUAUAAACACUGUUAGCUCAAGGCUAAGUUAUUUUGAGGCUAAGUUAGCUGAAGGCUAAGAUAGCUCGAGGUUAAGUUAGCUGAAGGCUAAGAUAGCUCGAGGCUAAGUUAGCUGAAGGCUAAGAUAGCUCGAAGCUAAGUUUGAACAGCUGCUGAGUCCAGGAGGUAAAAAUGGCGUCACAGAGGUGACGUCAACAGUCUUGUUCCGUGUACUGGUCCUUUCUGAGCCACGCCCCCUUUCACUAUGUGCUCCAAUCACAGUUGACUUAGCCUUGGUCAGCUUCCUCCUUUCCUGAACUUAGAUAUGCUACGUGUUAGCUUAGAUAUGCUACGUGUUAGCUCGUCUGUGCUGAAAAGAAAAAAUCCAUUUUGAAAGCUAAUGUUAGCAAAAUGCUAAUGUUAACUAAUACUAACUAGCUAACUAACAAUAAUUGCUUGCUACGUAGCAUAUAUUAGUUGGCUAGUUAGCAAGCAUUUUGCUAUCAUUAGCUAACUUAUGAUGUCACUUUUAUUUUUGAGCCAUCUUCAGAGGAGCUAACACGUAGCAUCUCUAAGCUAACACGUAGCAUCUCUAAGCUAACACAUAGCAUAUCUAAGUACAGGAAAGGAGGAAGUUGAUGGAGGGUUGCUCAACUGUGAUUGGAGCACAGAGUGAAAGGGGCGGGGCUUUUGACGUCAUUAUUUAAUGUAACGUAACGAUGUUUGUUUGAUGCUAAGCUAAGCUAACAGAGCUGAUUAAAGCUGAUGAAGAUUUUAAAUGUUCUGAACACCUGCAGGUCCAUCAGAACCAGGUCUCACACUGGACUUCAUAUAUGUUCAUGAAAGGUGAACUUUCACUUCAGGUCAGGAAACAUGUGGACAGGUGUUCACGUGGACAACCUGUUUAACCUCCACAGAACAUUGAGAGAGGUCAUCAGGAUAAACGAGGUGAUGAAGCUUUAAUUAAUUAACCCUGAGCUGAUGAAGUCAAGAUGUUAGAGACACGCCGAGCUGCCACACACUCACCUGAACUCACCUGAACUCACCUGAACUCCUCCCUCCUUCUUUCCUAUCUCUGGUUUAAAGUCACAGCUCGUUAACUCUGCAUAUUAAAAAUGUUUGUUACUUUGAAUCAUAAAGACUGAAGCAUGUUGGGCUCUGAACCGGCCCUGAUCCUGGCCCUGAAACCGGCCCUGGUCCUGGGACCGGGAUCAGGAACCGGCCCUGGACCUGGUCCCAGCCCUGGUCCUGGCCCUGGUCCUGGUCCCGGUCCUGAAACCGGUCCUGGGACUGGGAUCAGGAACCAGCCCUAGUCCUGGUCCUGAAACCGGUCCUGGGACCGGAAUCAGGAACUGGUCCUGGUCCCGGCCCCGGUCCUGGAUGUAGAUUUGUACAGAUUGAAGAUGUGGUUUCCUUCCUGUGAGUCCUCGGAGCUUUAGUGUUUGAGCGCCCCCUGCUGUAGACCUGAUGCUAACCUCUGUGUUAGAAUCCUUAACUCUGAUUGGACGUGCAAAUAAAAACAAGUUAGCCUCGUU